Neurospora crassa OR74A is the source of this 2072-nucleotide messenger RNA. RefSeq lists its product as hypothetical. The coding region runs from base 508 to 1509 and encodes 333 amino acids. The record is from RefSeq and is a predicted model, not a curated record. The transcript has 2 exons. NCBI's taxonomy places the organism in Eukaryota, Fungi, Ascomycota, Sordariomycetes, Sordariales, Sordariaceae.
GCUUCGCAAAUUCGCGCUAGAAGUGGUGGACAGCGCCUGCCAUGACGCUGCCCGUUGCGCGUCGCCUGACGGGAACGAAGGGCCCCGAGACGGACGGGACGGGACCCUCUUGACCUCGUCCGCCAGAAACUUGAGAUUGUAUCUCCGUGACCUCCGACAAGUCUUGCCGCUCUCCGCUGCUUAGGUCUACAAUGAUUGGAAGGACAACCGGCCGCUAACUGUCCGCCCGGCUGCAUUCUCCCCAUCACAUUCUCUUCCCCGGAAGCCGAAACAGUUGGUCCUUGUCAUCCACCCGUUGGCGUGUCCGCUCUUAGCUCUGCUUCUACAUCGCGCUCCACCGACUCGCUCGGAUCGGAUCAAUUGGCGCAGUUCAACCUCUCUGACCCGGGUUUCUUUCUUUUCUCCCAUCUCUCUUCCAUCCCAUCGUCGACUGGUCCCCCAGCCACACAUACAUCCAAUCGCGGAAAACGACGACUUGAUACGGACCACGGCCCACGUUUCCGCACAAUGCUUGCGACCAUUCCCGCUCUCUCCGCCGCCACAUGGCUCAUGCUCUUGGGCACGAGUUCGGCCAUGCCGGCGGGCGUUUUCGAGAGUACCGAGGCUUCCAUCACUGGUUCCUCUACCGCCACUGCCGUUGCGCCAGAUAUCACUGCCCUCACAGCAGUUUGGACCACUGUCAACGAUAGAGGCAGGCCCAUUACCGUUACCCCCGUGCUCACUACCAUCGACGGUACGCCGACCGUGAUCUCUGCUGCCCCAGUCCCCACAUCCGACGACGAGAUCAUCAUCGACGAUGAGUUACCACCAUUCGAGAAGACCGGGAGCGGCGCCUUCGAGCAGUGUCAUAACAAAGAUGGUCCAUAUGCGCCUUUCUGCGAGCCUUCUCAUGGGCAAAACAUUUCUAUCAACACGGACCAGCACAUUACCUGGGACCCCGAAUAUUUCGGGCACAACACCUCCAUCAAGAUCGUCGCCUUCUACGACCAGAAGGGCACUGACCAAGCCUUUGCUACCGACUACAUGUCCUCCGGUUGGGGCUACUACGAGUGGAAUGUGAAGAAGAAUCUCUUCUCUCCUAAGCAGUACAAGAAGCAGCAUGCGCUCAACAUCACCAUUGGUUUCGGCGCCAAGAACCACAACGACCACCGAGUCCACUGGGUCCGUGGUCCCACUGUUACCAUUGUCCGUACCCGCCGCUUUCACGAGCACAAGAACGAGCUUCCUGAUGGCGCAGCCCUGUACAUUGGCAUUCCCGCCAUUGUUGGUUUCGUCCUGCUCGUGUCAUGCGGUACCUGCCUGAUGAACAGGAAGCUAAGACGUAUUGGCGUUGGUAGCGUCAUGGGCCGUGGAAAGGGCUACAACCUCCUUGGUAAGAGCAAGAAGAAGGGUCUUUUCGGGAAGAAGAACAAGGAUGAAGGUAUCAGACUCAUGGGGCGUGACGAGUUUGAGGUGGAUGACCGGGAUUAUAGGGACACCCCUGACAUGGAGGACCGUUGGAACCGGUAAAGGGUUGGCUGAUUUUCUUUCAGAUGAGGAAAAAAGCCGUUGGUCAUUCUGCUGACCUUUGGCCCUGAUUCCCCGGGACGGUGCAACUAUUGUUAAGAGGCAACUGGUGUGGCAGAUCCCAGUUUUGCUAUCAUGAGGACGUCUGAGAGGUAUUCACCAUACACCUUGGAUAAAUUCCGCGGCGAUGGAUGAUCCUCGAGCGGGCUCAUCCCUAUCUGAACAGCUAGCCUCUCAUGUUGAGGCAGUCCCUCAAAGGCAGCUGCACGCCUCUUUGUGAGGAAUUUUGGAUAGCGCUGCCUAUUAACGGAUAUGAUUGGCGACGAGUAAUGAGAGGCGGCACGAAUCACGCCGAAAGACAGGAUCAUGCCCUAAAUAUGGUAUGAAACCGCUAACGUUGGAUAAUGCAAUAUGUAAUGCUUGAGGUAUGAGUGGACAUAGAGUCUAUCGGAUAUGAGAUGGGGGAAGGCAAAAAAGGACCUCGAGCCAAGACACAAACCUGUAGAUACGUAAUAUUAACAUAUGACAUCAAAUAUCCGAUGAAGCCCACUGGCAACUUACGCGAC